AUGCUCUCCAGUCGGUGUAAGCAGAGAAACACGACAAUUAUUCCAAGCCUUCUCAACCAACAUGAUGCUGUUCUCAUGGGAAACGUCACGACUAUUGAUCUUAGUACAGCAGAAAACUGGCUAGUCAAGGGCAUAUUGCUCGACGGCCUAGAGCAAGCCGUGGGGGGAUUAUCGAAGGAGGCACUUGCUUACUCGUCUGGCAUUGGUGGAUGUCCAAAAACCCGGCAGUGGAUGGCUAACCUACUCAACUGCCGUUUCCACCCUGCAAAAACGGUAGAUCCGUCGCACAUUGUCCUUGCUGCCGGGGGAAGCUUUGCCCUCACUGCUCUUGUGGAGCAGAUCUGUGAUCCUGGAGAUGGGAUCCUGAUUGCCACACCCUACUGGGCUGGGCUCGAUAUCUCGAUUAGUGUGCAUUACAAUGCCACUAUUAUUCCCGUGCAUGUGCCUCUCUCUGAAUUCUUUCGUCCUGAAAGUGUCCAGUACUACGAGAUGGCCAUAGAGAAUGCCUCUGUGCCCGUCAAAGCCGUGCUCCUCUGCAACCCACACAAUCCACUAGGGCAAUGCUAUCCACGGGAGGCGCUCCAGGGAAUGCUUGAGUUCUGUCAGAGAAGGAAUUUGCAUUAUAUCUCUGAUGAAGUAUAUGCUCUAUCUGCUCAUUCACCAGUGCCAGUGACUUGUACUUCUUUCAUAUCAGCUCUCCAGCUGAGUACUUCAGAGAUAUGGGAACGAAUCCAUGUGAUCUAUAGCCUCAGCAAAGACUUUGGAUGCAGUGGUAUUCGAGUAGGCGCACUGAUAACACAAAACAACGAUGCCAUUCGCCUCAGCUGUGCUUUGAGCGUUCACAGCCAGGUCUCUUCUGUGUCGACUACUCUAGCAGCCCAGGCAAUACUCUAUCCAGAAAUGGUACAGAAAAUCUGCGGGCAAGGAGGGAAGCGACUGCAGGAAGCAUAUCAACUCAUUUCGUCCUUUCUUGACGGACAUGGCAUUGAUUAUGUCCCAGUGGCGUAUGGAAUGUUUGUUUUUGCAAAACUAGGAAUGGGUAAUAUGGUAGAUGUUCAAGAGCGAAAUCUGUUGUCUCAUCUGAAGGCAGUGGGAGUUUCAGUAUCAACAGGGACGAGCUAUCAUUUCAAGGAGCUUGGAUGGUUUCGAAUCUGCUACGGUGUGCCUCCCGGCCAGUUACGUGAAGGUCUCAGACGAAUACAGCUCGGGCUGGAGAAUUUUGCCAAAGACGAGAGCGAGCACAACUAG
This is a messenger RNA of Aspergillus ochraceoroseus IBT 24754, 1248 nucleotides long. It is a transcript of the gene gliI, whose product is annotated as aminotransferase gliI. NCBI's taxonomy places the organism in Eukaryota, Fungi, Ascomycota, Eurotiomycetes, Eurotiales, Aspergillaceae. The coding region runs from base 1 to 1248 and encodes 415 amino acids. The record is from RefSeq and is a predicted model, not a curated record. The transcript has 3 exons. Gene Ontology annotation, molecular function: transaminase activity; pyridoxal phosphate binding. Gene Ontology annotation, biological process: amino acid metabolic process; biosynthetic process.